Messenger RNA from Aspergillus pseudotamarii, 940 nucleotides. RefSeq names its product oxidoreductase, short chain dehydrogenase/reductase family. NCBI's taxonomy places the organism in Eukaryota, Fungi, Ascomycota, Eurotiomycetes, Eurotiales, Aspergillaceae. Gene Ontology annotation, molecular function: oxidoreductase activity, acting on NAD(P)H, oxygen as acceptor. The transcript has a single exon. The record is from RefSeq and is a predicted model, not a curated record. The coding region runs from base 29 to 940 and encodes 303 amino acids. Gene Ontology annotation, cellular component: intracellular anatomical structure.
GUGCACGUCUGCAGCUUCGACUCGCGCAAUGACAGCCCCGAAGGAUAUAUCAAGUCGCGAUGAGCUCACUAAACGAGCGGUUCCCAGCAUGGUAUUGAGUGACGGCAGCCCUUCAUCCAUGACCCCACCACCUGCAACAAACACCGAGAGCGACCCCAAUAUAGCGGCACAGAAGAGGUUUACAGUGCAAGGAAAUGCAGUUGUUACUGGCGGUGCCGGUACGUUGGGACUGCAGUCGUGUAAUGCGCUACUCGAACACGGCUUAAACGGCCUGAUGAUUAUGGACAUGGACCCGACCAUUUCCCAGAAAGAAAUCGAACAGCUACGAGUCAAAUUCCCGAAAGCAAAAAUUGCUACGCUAAAAGUCGACGUCACCGAUGAGGUCGCCGUGGAAUCAGCCUUCGAGGAGACUACUAAAGUACUGGGAUCAGUGGAUGCGCUGCUCUGUUUCGUUGGUGUUGUCGGAUGUAUCGACUCAUUGGAGAUGCCUAUCCCGCAGUGGCGAAAGAUUAUGGACAUCAACACCACAGGCUCUUUUAUCUGCGCACAAGCUGCUGCUAAGCGGAUGGUGGCUCAAGGGACGGGCGGCUCUAUCACCUUUGUGGCAUCUAUCUCCGGCCAUCGUGUAAACUUCCCGCAACCUCAGGCUGCAUACAAUGUCAGCAAAGCGGCGAUUCUAAUGCUGAAGAGUUGUCUUGCAGCGGAGUGGGCUCGGUAUGGCAUCCGGACGAACAGUGUUAGCCCGGGGUAUAUGGAUACGAUUCUCAAUGCAGGUGAUGGGAUUGCCGAACACCGCCGGAUUUGGGCCGAACGCAACCCUACUGGAAGAAUGGGCAGUCCAUCUGAGUUGACCGGCGCCAUUGUAUUACUGGCGAGCACUGCCGGUACAUAUAUGAAUGGUGCUGAUAUCGUUGUUGAUGGGGGACAGAUUGUAUUCUGA